This is a messenger RNA of Cyprinodon tularosa, 878 nucleotides long. RefSeq names its product MYST/Esa1-associated factor 6 (gene meaf6). The transcript has 8 exons. NCBI's taxonomy places the organism in Eukaryota, Metazoa, Chordata, Actinopteri, Cyprinodontiformes, Cyprinodontidae. Gene Ontology annotation, cellular component: NuA4 histone acetyltransferase complex. The coding region runs from base 55 to 669 and encodes 204 amino acids. The record is from RefSeq and is a predicted model, not a curated record.
CUGCCUCUGCCUCUGCCUCCUCCGCCUGCAUCUGAUCCAGAAGGUUUAUCCGUCAUGGCGAUGCACGCUAAGGCGACCCCACCGCAGAUCCCAGACACCAGGAGGGAACUGGCGGAGCUGGUGAAGAGGAAACAGGAGCUAGCGGAGACUCUGGUGAACCUGGAGAGGCAGAUUUAUGCUUUCGAGGGCAGCUACCUGGAAGACACCCAGAUGUACGGAAACAUCAUCAGAGGAUGGGACAGAUACCUGACCAACCAGAAGAACUCCAACAGUAAAACUGACAGAAGGAACCGUAAAUUUAAGGAAGCGGAGCGUCUGUUCAGCAAGUCCUCGGUAACAUCAGUGGCAGCGGUCUGCGCGCUCGGAGGGAUCCCCGACCACAUGAACGAAAAGCGUGAAGCCGGCAGCGGGACGGAGAGCGACGCCUCUCCGGAUCUUCAGAACCAGGAGAACGAACCGAGUCAGGAGGACACGGAGGACAUGGACUCGGCGCUGCAGGACCUGAAGCCUCAGAAAGCUGCUUCCUCCUCGUCAUCCAGCAGUCACCAUGGCAACCCCAACAAGAAGAGGAAGAACAAGAACAGACACAGCCCUUCCGCCAUGUUUGAUUAUGACUUUGAGUUUGACAUGAAGGUCAACAAGAAGCCCAGAGCUGAUUAUUCCACCUGAGGAACCAGAACUCUCCGUUAGACCCACGAACUCCUGGACUUUGAUGCCUGUUGUUGUCCUGUAAACAUUCCCGCCUUGUAUCCCGGUUCUGUCUGGACCCGCCGGAUCAGAACCACUGUUUCAUCAGGCCUCCUGGUCUGUAUUUAUUGUUUAGCGUCACAUUUAUGAGCCGUUUGUUUUUCAGAAAACCAAUAAAAGUGUGAAACACA